GUUCAUUUGCAGCAGGCCAGGUGCCUGGCGGGUGGGGAGGAGCAGGCUGGAGAGUCCUCUGGAUGGAGACAGAAGAGCCCUGGCCAGGGCGGCGAGUUCGAGGACUCGGUGUUCGAAGAGCGGCGGGAGCGGCGCCCGGGACCGCCCGCGUCCUACCGCGCCAAGCUCUGCGAGCCGCAGUGGUUUUAUGGGGAAACGGAGAGCAGUGAUGAUGUGGAAGCUCUAACCAUCAGGAAAUUCCGAGGGGACCUGGCCUACAGACGGCAGGAGUAUCAGAAAGCACUGCAGGAAUAUUCCAGUAUCUCUGAGAAAUUACCAUCUACAAAUGUCGCCAUGAAAAGGGAUGUCCAGGAAGGCCAGGCUCGGUGUCUGGCUCACCUGGGAAGGCAUGCAGAAGCACUGGCGAUUGCGACGAACUUGGAAAUGAAAGCAACGAACACAGACCAUUUAACCACUGUGCUCUGCCUCCAGCUUGCCAUUUGUUCAAGCUCACAGGACGUGCAGCGCACCACCUUUUGCCUUCAGAAGCUGGUCUCUCUGCAUCCUUUCAGUCCUUGGACCUGGGGCAGGCUGGCAGAGGCCUACCUGGCCGCCGGGCCAGCGCUGUCCGCAUCGGCCGCGUCAUCUCACAGACAGAGCCAUUCCACCUCCAGGGACAAAGCUGUCACCUCCGCCUGUCCACACUCAGGAAAAGACUGUCAUUUGUGUUUCCCUGAGAUGUUGCCCGACAGCUCCGUGUGUUCUGUGGAAACGAGCAGCAGUAAGAGCCUGAAGAAGGAGGAAGCUCUGAAGAACUUUCGGGACUCUCUGUCGCUGGAGACUCGGAUGAAAGCGUGCGCCUCCUUUAUACGGACCAGGCUCUUGCUUCAGCUCACCCAGUCUCAGCAGACGUCGUUUGCUUUGGAGAGGAACCUCAGGACCCAGCAGGAAAUUGAAGAUAAAAUGAAAGGCUUUGGCUUCAAAGAAGACACUGUGCAGCUGAUGACCGAGCAUAACAGCCUGCGGGGCAGGUGGGCCGAGUGAGGCGCACAGAUGCUGUGACUUGCCAAGGUCAGGAUGUAAGGGGCGGACCGCGCUGGAACCCGUCCAGUUUCAAGUCAUUGUCUGCCUCCCCGCCGUUACUGCUUUGAUGUUAUGGAGACGGUCAGAUGACAAUCUUUUUAAACAUUUGUUAGCUUUUAAAAAUAUGCUGGCCCUAGACGCUUUGGUUCAGUGGAUAGAGUGUCAGCCCGUGGACUGAAGGGUCCCGAGUUCAAUUCCGGUCAAGGGCACUUACCUUGGUUGCAGGCUCACAACCAAUCGAUGUGUCUCUCUCACAUCGAUGUUUCUCUCUCUCUGUCUCUCCCCCUCCCUUCUCUUCUCUCUAAAAAUCAAUGGGAAAAUAUCCUCAGGUGAGGAUUAACAAACAAACAAAAUUAUAUGCUGUUGAAAUAACUUCUGAUGGCAUUUGGAGAUUAUCCAUGUACUUACGUGACUCCUCUUUGUAUUUCAUUGGAACUUGACAGCCCAGGGACUUUUCCCAUGAGAAUAACCCUGUUCGUAUAAGUCCUAAUGUCAUGCUUUCAAGAAAUGCUUACUGCCCUGACUGGUUUGGUUCAUUGGAUGGAGCGUCGGCCUGCUGCCUGAAAGGUCCCAGGUUCGAUUCCGGUCCAGGGCAUGUACCUUGGUUGUGGGCACAUCCCCAGUAGGAGGUGUGCA
Messenger RNA from Myotis lucifugus (little brown bat), 1698 nucleotides. Its product is annotated as zinc fingers and homeoboxes protein 1-like. Gene Ontology annotation, molecular function: protein binding. Lineage: Eukaryota; Metazoa; Chordata; Mammalia; Chiroptera; Vespertilionidae. The annotation marks the transcript as partial. The transcript is spliced from 2 exons. The record is from RefSeq and is a predicted model, not a curated record.